CAGGCAACAAGUUAGAAAAGGAGGAUAUAUACACGUCGGAGUGGCUCAUUCUCACUUAGGUCUCCAACUGAAGACGUUCUUAAACUCAGUCCGAAACUUAUUAAUUUCAUCCACUAAAUUCACCUUUAUGUGUCGAUGAGGAGGAUAGUAUACACGCAAACAGACAAGUUUUUGCCUACGAUAAGGCUUGGAAAAAAUUUAUGUGCUAGCUUGGGCAGCAGAAGAGGCAAUUCAGGAAACCAUCUGGAACUUUCCGUUCUAACCCUCAUUCACAACGUUCCGUAGACGAGCCAUCUCAGUCGAUAUUUAGUGAGAUUCUUAUCACCUAUUCCUUUCAAAGCAAGCAUCAUGGUUCAAGGAGAGACAACAUACAGCUACACAAGUAUCACCAGCCUUCCGACCCGCUCAGCAGAGGCCAGGAGAGCUGGGUAUGAGGCGAUCCAAAAGAUGGGUAAGAAGGAGGACACAAAGUAUGACAGAGCUUGGGGGCCGGUUUUUAAAAACAAAAGUCAUUUCUCAAGUCUACACCAUUGUUAAACAGACAUCAUGAUUGUUUUAUAUUAUUUCUUUUGCUUAAAGGUGAUGGAAUCUCAUUAAACUUUGCAUAGACCGAUUUUUUGUUAUUAGAAAUAGUAAAAGUAUAUAUAAA
Cimex lectularius (bed bug) is the source of this 649-nucleotide messenger RNA. RefSeq lists its product as uncharacterized. The transcript has 4 exons. The coding region runs from base 136 to 285 and encodes 49 amino acids. Lineage: Eukaryota; Metazoa; Arthropoda; Insecta; Hemiptera; Cimicidae. The record is from RefSeq and is a predicted model, not a curated record.